CGAAGUGGAGCGCGAGGGUGGGGGCGGCGGCCCAGUGCGCGCGCGCUCCCUCCCUCCCUCCCUCUUUCCCCGGGUCCCGCUUCAAGACCGCGCAUUGUAUCUCUCGGCGCGCGCGCUGCAGUCGCGGGGCUAAGAAGGCAGCCCUCUUUCCCGGCGGCGGAGGAGCUUUCCGCAAGAAAGGAGGAGAAGCCAUGGCGGUGGAAGAAGAGGGGCUGCGGGUGUUCCAGAGCGUCAGGAUUAAAAUAGGAGAAGCUAAAAAUCUUCCUACGUAUCCAGGGCCAAACAAGAUGAGGGAUUGCUACUGUACUGUAAACCUGGACCAGGAAGAGGUUUUCAGGACCAAAAUAGUGGAGAAAUCACUAUGUCCCUUUUAUGGAGAAGACUUCUACUGUGAAAUUCCACGAAGUUUUCGUCAUCUGUCAUUUUACAUUUUUGAUAGAGAUGUCUUCCGCAGGGAUUCAAUUAUUGGAAAAGUAGCAAUAUUGAAAGAAGAUUUGCAAAAGUACCAUAACAGAGACACCUGGUUUCAGCUGCAACAUGUUGAUGCUGAUUCAGAAGUACAGGGCAAGGUCCACUUAGAACUGAGGCUGAGUGAAGUCAUAACAGACACGGGGGUCAUUUGCCAUAAGCUCGCUACGCGAGUUCUUGAAUGCCAAGGCUUGCCCAUUGUGAAUGGGCAGUGUGAUCCUUAUGCAACUGUUACCUUAACAGGACCAGGCAGAUCAGAUGUCAAGAAGACGAAAGUUAAAAAGAAGACAAACAACCCACAGUUCGAUGAAGUGUUUUAUUUUGAGGUUACGAGACCCUGCAGCUAUAACAAGAAAUCUCAUUUUGAUAUUGAAGAUGCCGAUGAAGUUGACAAGAUGGAAAUCAGAGUUGACCUUUGGAAUGCAAGCAACUUGAAGUUUGGAGAUGAAUUUCUUGGGGAACUAAGGCUACCUUUGAAAUUUCUCCGGCAGUCCAGCUCUUAUGAAGCAUGGUAUUUUCUGCAACCCAGAGAUAAUGGAAACAAGUCACUGAAACCUGAUGACCUGGGUUCCUUGAGGUUAAAUGUGGUUUACACAGAAGACCAUGUUUUCCCUUCAGAUUAUUACAGCCCUCUUCGAGACCUCUUAUUCAAAUCUGCAGAUGUUGAGCCUGUUUCAGCAUCUACUGCCCAUAUACUGGGCGAAGUCUGCAGGGAAAAGCAGGAGGCAGCCAUACCCCUGGUUCGACUCUUCUUACACUAUGGCAAAAUUGUGCCUUUAAUCAGUGCAAUUGCAAACGCUGAAAUAAAAAGAACUCAAGACCCAAACACCAUUUUCAGAGGAAACUCAUUAACUUCCAAGUGCAUUGAUGAAACCAUGAAACUGGCAGGGAUGCAUUACCUUCAAGUAACCCUGAAGCCAAUUAUCGACGAGAUUUGCCAAGUUCAUAAAUCUUGUGAAAUUGAUCCUGUGAAGUUGAAAGAUGCUGAAAAUUUGGAUAAUAACCGGGAAAAUCUUAGGCAAUAUGUAGACCGGAUUUUCACAGUCAUUACAAAGUCUGGGGUCCGUUGCCCUACAGUGAUGUGUGAUAUCUUUUUUUCACUGAGGGAGUCCGCUGCCAUACGCUUUCAAGAUGAUCCAGAUGUUAGGUAUACAGCAGUAAGCAGCUUCAUUUUUCUGAGAUUCUUUGCACCUGCGAUUCUUUCUCCAAAUCUCUUUCAUCUUACACCUCAUCACCCGGAUCCACAAACCUCAAGAACUCUGACGCUCAUUUCCAAGACCAUACAAACAUUAGGCAGCUUAUCGAAAUCUAAGUCUGCCAAUUUCAAGGAAUCAUAUAUGGCAACAUUUUAUGACUACUUUAAUGAGCAGAAAUAUGCAGAAUCAGUCAAAAAUUUCUUAGAUUUAAUUUCAUCCUCUGGAAGAAGAGACCACAAAAGUAUAGAGCAGGCGAUACUACUUAAAGAAGGGUUCAUGAUCAAGAGGGCACAAGGCAGGAAACGAUUUGGUAUGAAGAACUUCAAGAAGAGGUGGUUUCGACUUACCAACCAUGAAUUUACCUAUCAGAAAAGCAAAGGUGACCAUCCACUGUGCAACAUUCCAAUUGAAAACAUUCUGGCAGUAGAAAAAUUGGAGGAGGAGUCCUUCAAAAUGAAAAAUAUGUUCCAAGUAAUUCAGCCCGAAAGAGUUCUGUAUAUCCAGGCAAAUAAUUGUGUUGAAGCCAAGGACUGGAUUGAUAUCCUCACCAAAGUUAGCCAGUGUAACAAGAAACGCCUUGCUGUCUACCACCCCUCUGCAUACCUUAAUGGGCACUGGCUGUGCUGCAAAGCGACAGCAGAUAAUACCCCUGGCUGUACUCCCUGCACUGGGGGCCUCCCAGCAAAUAUCCAAUUAGACAUAGAUGGAGACAGAGAAACUGAACGCAUCUAUUCCCUUUUCAAUUUGUAUAUGGUUAAACUGGAGAAAAUGCAAGAGGCUUGUGGCAGUAAAUCUGUGUACGAUGGACCAGAGCAGGAAGAGUAUUCAACCUUUGUUAUCGAUGACCCUCAGGAGACCUACAAGACACUAAAGCAGAUUGUAGAUAAUGUUAAAACCCUCGAGCAAGAACAUGCCCAGUACAAGAGGGAUAAAUUCAAGAAGACAAAAUAUGGAAGCCAGGAACACCCCAUCGGUGACAAGAGCUUCCAGAGCUACAUCAGGCAGCAGUCGGAAAUCUCAGCGCAUUCCAUUUGAAGUCUGAAGGAAUUUACAAGGCGGUGCUGUUGACGGGUCGAAAUGAGAGAAAGGAAAAGAAUGAAAGAAACAAAGAGAAGCCAACCAGUAGCGGGAUGUACCUACCUAAACAUCGAGCUCGCUGAGGCUUGCUAAGUGUUUUCUCUCUCUCUGUCUCUCUCCAAGAACUGUUACAAUAGUUGCUAUGCACUUUAUUCAUCUGAUAACUAACAGAUGAAGGAACUCUGCCUUCUAGGCAAUUUUCAUUGUAUGUGUUGUGUUUGAGCUGUUUUUUCUUUUUUUAAAAAAAUGUUGCUCUGGCUUCUUGGAAUCUAGUGAUCAGUUCAAUGAUCAAGGUGUGUGGAUUUCAUAUUGACAACUUCCACAGUCCUGUACAUGGUUGAGAGCAUUCUUUUAGAUUUCUUAUUUUUCGGUUGCUGACUACUUUCUUUUCUAUGCCACACAGCAAUUAGCGAAGGCUUUGCAGCACUUGCUUUUUUAUGGCUAUGUUUAAAACUUAAGCGGAGAUUAGCUCUUUUUGGUUUUUAGUGCAGUCUCCCCACAAGCAGGUUGAAAAGCAGGGUAUUUUGGUCUUCACAUCAGCCGUGUAAUAUUUGGUUAAGAGCUGGCUUUUUAAGGUAAAAUUCUAAUAUUUAAAUGGUACUCUUUGAUAUUUUUGAGAUACAAAAUCGUUUCCACCAAGGCAUUCUGUCGAUUUCUAUUUUUGCUAUAUAGUGGUGCCAUUAAGAAUAAUGGAAAUUAAUUCAAAGUGUAAAUAGUACAGGAAUACAUGGAAGUCUGGUCCUAGAAAGUUUGGUUUACAUUUCUGAAUUACUGCCUCUUAUUUGUUUCCAUGUUCCUAAGGGCCAUUUCCAAUGCAGCAAUUUUUCUAUAUCAAAAGUAUUUCCAUGUAGAAAAAAAAGUGUUUGUGCCGUGAGCAGUUUGUCAUGUGCGAUAAGAACGCGUGUCCUGUUUGAACUGCGCACAUGCUGAAGAAAGCAGAGUUAAAAUCAAUAGUUGAAAAUGGUCUUGCUGUGUAGCACGGUAGCCCUAAAUUGUUUUUGAACCUCAGCAGGUUCUUCCUCAGGGAAAUUUUGAAAGAAAAAAAAAAGCUAGGAACUGCUGUAUUCUCUCAUAAUAACUUUACCAGAGAGAUCUGAUUGCUGCAAACUAAAUACCAAUGCAUUUCAGAUAGGGAAAUGGAUGCGACGGAAGUAGCCUCCUGCAUUCUGAUUUUCUCUACCACAUGGUUUGCACAACCUACAAAGAAGUAUUAUCCACGUAGGAAAACAUUCCUUUUAAAGCAGGCUGAAGAUGGACAGAGCUGUAACUUAAGAGUAGCUUGUUAUAAUUAGGAAAUAGUGCUGCCUUAACUCUGCAGGAGAAGAGUGUUGGGGGGAAGGGCAUACAGAGUCCAUAACAAAAAAGUUGUAAGGGCUUUUUUUUUUGGACUGAAUUAUGUUUGAAACUGAAGUUCAUGUUCUCCUAGCACUACUCAAUUGUUUGGGAUGAGAGUUGUACUUUUUACAAAAGUGUUUCAAUAAUAGAGAUGUGUUUCAUUUUUUGUUUUGUUUUGAAUUGCAUCGAUACAAAGGUGUAUCUUGUUAAUAUGCGUGUAGAUGAAGUGGACUGAGUUCUGAACCUCAUAAAAAACAAGUAAAUGUUGUCAAAGAGGAGUGAAGAUGACUUGUGUGCAUGUGUGUGUGAUGUAUGUACGUAUGUAUGUAGUGACUGGGAUUCAGACAAAGUCAUACUUAGGUCUCACUGAAAUCAGUGUGAAAAAAUAAUCUUGAUUAUCUGAAGUCCCAUGGAUUUCAGUGGACCUAAGUAUAAUGAACAGUGUUGAUCCAACCCUGUGUGUCUGUGUGAGUGAUCUAUAGAUAUAUGCACACACAGUAUAUUGCUGUUUAGCUAUAUGUCAUAGCCUCCUUAAAAGUCUGGUUCAAUGCAUGCUGGGCUUUGAUGAAAGUCUAAGUAAUGUAACAGAAGUUAUGGGGUGUGGGCGUAUUUUUGGACCAUAAUUAAUGAGCUUUCAGCUUGAUGAGAAGAUUCCAUACUUCUGCAUAAUAGCAAGUCUGUAAUGUUCGCCAGGCACUUGAAGCAGAAAAGAAAUAUAGAAAACAAAUGUCGGCAAUCCAGCCCCACAAUGCUCAAAUCCCAUGAAAAAAAGGAAUGAAAACUUUCACACAACCUCUGUUUUUUAGUGGUUACAGAUUUUAUUCUUCUUAGCAUUUGAGUAUAUUAGAAGCCUAUGAGAACUGAUAUCUUAUCGGUUGCCAACAGGAAGGCUGGACAAAGAACUGUACUAUGUGCCGUGAACUGCCAUUUGAAUGCCAGUCUUGUUUUUUUGUUUUUUAAAAAAGUGUAUUUGUAACUUAAUAGUCUUUUAAUUAAAUACUAAUGACCUGCAAUGUGUGUUCUAUUUGCCAAUUAAAAGAAGUGUUUUAUUUCUGAAAA
Podarcis raffonei (Aeolian wall lizard) is the source of this 5135-nucleotide messenger RNA. It is a transcript of the gene RASA3, whose product is annotated as RAS p21 protein activator 3. Gene Ontology annotation, biological process: negative regulation of Ras protein signal transduction; intracellular signal transduction; regulation of GTPase activity. The transcript is spliced from 24 exons. NCBI's taxonomy places the organism in Eukaryota, Metazoa, Chordata, Lepidosauria, Squamata, Lacertidae. Gene Ontology annotation, molecular function: GTPase activator activity. The record is from RefSeq and is a predicted model, not a curated record. The coding region runs from base 192 to 2699 and encodes 835 amino acids.